AUGAAAUCUAUUGGUAAAUUCAAUCCAGAAUCAAAAACUGGGCUAGACGUUCACUUCAAACAAUCCAUGAAGAGGCCAGAACCUCUUUUAGAUAUUACAUCUCAUGCCUCAAACUUGGUAAUAUCCAAUAAGAACGAUCCAACCUUGAAAGAACUUUCAACUUAUCAUUUAUUCUCACCAUUUAUCAAUGUUUUCACUUUUAACUCCCUAGCCAUUGAUGAGCAUUUCCAGAGUAAAUGA
Entrophospora sp. SA101 is the source of this 240-nucleotide messenger RNA. NCBI's taxonomy places the organism in Eukaryota, Fungi, Glomeromycota, Glomeromycetes, Entrophosporales, Entrophosporaceae. The record is from the annotation of a GenBank genome assembly.